GCAGAUAUACAAAACUCACGAGGAAGAGCCGAAGCUUGAAGAGGCGUGCUCUAUGUAACACAACUGAACUCUCUAAUCUCAAUUAUUUCUUCAAGUUUAAUUAACUUCAAUAAUGCGAUCUACGUUAUUGAAAAGAAGACAUUAAUAGUGUGUUUUGAAGGAAUAUUGGUAAUGGCUACUACUGAAAACAUGGAAUCCAGUUCCCCUGAGUACAAAGGGGACCAUGGUGCAGCUGACUCGGAUUCCAAGGUUCCACAUAAAGUCCUUUAUUGUGGAGUGUGCUCUUUGCCAACAGAGUACUGUGAGUAUAUGCCAGACCGCAAAAUGCCCCCAGGGAAACAUACCGAAACUGGAGGUUGUGACCGAGAGGAACCACCAUUAGUUGAAGAGGAGGAGAGGAAGAAACAGAAGCGAGGUGGAAGAGGCCAGAUUAAACAGAAAAAGAAAUCGGUACCACAGAAAGUCACAAUAGCAAAGAUCCCGCGGGCAAAGAAGAAAUACGUCACAAGAGUGUGUGGCCUACAAACGUUUGACAUCGAGCUUAAGGAUGCUCAGCGGUUCUUUGCCCAGAAGUUCUCCUGUGGAGCCUCGGUGACGCCGGAGGAUGAGAUCAUUAUUCAGGGAGACUUCACAGAUGACAUCAUUGAUGUCAUUCAGGAAAAGUGGCCAGAGGUGGACGAUGACAGCAUCGACGAUUUGGGAGAAGUCAAGAAGUGAAGAUCUAAUAUGCACUUUUACUGAUUAUGGAUGUGACAUGUAACAGCAAAACCUUGGCCAAAUGUACACGUUAACAUUAAAAAAAAAAGAAUCAUUUUAUAUCUAUUUUAUUUACUGUAUAUAAAUACUGCAGACUUGGCAAUUUUAGUUAUGAUAGCUGCUUUCUCAUUUGCCAAAAGCUGUGGUAUUAUGUGAAUCCCUCCCAUUUCUCUCAACACAAAUCUAGGCUAAUAAAUUUCAGUCUCAUUCA
Gadus chalcogrammus (walleye pollock) is the source of this 967-nucleotide messenger RNA. RefSeq names its product density-regulated protein-like. Lineage: Eukaryota; Metazoa; Chordata; Actinopteri; Gadiformes; Gadidae. Gene Ontology annotation, molecular function: mRNA binding; translation initiation factor activity. Gene Ontology annotation, biological process: translation reinitiation; formation of translation preinitiation complex. The record is from RefSeq and is a predicted model, not a curated record. The transcript has 8 exons. Bases 172 to 717 code for a protein of 181 amino acids.